AUGAUCAGGAGUAGCGUGCUAGGCAGAACAAUUGAAAUCACCACAUUCAGAGGCAUAAGAUACUCAGGAACAAUCAUCCAAGUUAAUCCUCGGAGUCUCUACGUCACACUUUCCAAGGUCCGAAGAAUUGGCAAACGCGAGACAUUUUACGACUUUUUUGUCUUUAGAGCUACUGAUAUACAAAAUUUGUACUUUGAUGAAGACCCUGCAAUUAUUUGUAGAGGACCAAAGGUAAACAAGCUUAUCGAUGCUAAUUAA
Molecule: messenger RNA, 258 nt
Organism: Blepharisma stoltei
Lineage: Eukaryota; Ciliophora; Heterotrichea; Heterotrichida; Blepharismidae
Source: the annotation of a GenBank genome assembly